Molecule: messenger RNA, 3521 nt
Organism: Triticum urartu
Lineage: Eukaryota; Viridiplantae; Streptophyta; Magnoliopsida; Poales; Poaceae
Biological process (GO): protein phosphorylation
Molecular function (GO): protein kinase activity; protein binding; ATP binding
Source: RefSeq, a predicted model, not a curated record
CAUAGCCCACAGCUCCUCACGCAACAAGCUUACACAGAUGCGAGGGUGGAGCGACAUGGCCCUUUCAUACAUUCCGGUCAUGCUAAUGGCCACCACCAGCUUUAUGCUAAUCCCGUUCAUGGCUGCUUCAUCUCCUGCUCCGAGCAAUGACACCGACGACCUUGCGGCGCUGCUGGCUUUCAGAUCCCAGUUGUCUGAUCCUUUGGCCAUCGUUACGAAUAACUGGACAACUGAUGUGCAUUUCUGCAGCUGGAUCGGUGUGUCAUGCAGCCGCCGUCACCACCAGCGUGUCACCGCUUUGGAGCUGCCGGACAUUCCCCUCCAAGGAGAGCUCAGCCCUCACCUCGGUAACCUCUCUUUCCUCCAUGUCCUAAACCUAACAAACACAACCCUCACAGGUUCCAUCCCAGCUCAUCUUGGAAGAUUAGCUCGUCUUAGGUAUCUUCAUCUUGGCUACAAUAGCCUAUCGGAUGCAAUCCCGUCUACCGUGGGAAACCUCACCAGGCUCAAAUUUCUAAUUCUGAAUUUCAACCAGCUCUCUGGGAAGAUCCCCAAUGAGGUGCAAAACAUGCAUAGCCUUAGGUACCUCUCUCUGGAAAGAAAUUACCUUAGCGGCCUGACACCGAAUUUUUCAUUUGACAGCACGCCUUCGCUAAGCCACAUAGACAUUCGGAACAACAGUCUCUCCGGGCAAAUACCAUCUGGUAUUGGCUCCUUGCUCAUGCUCCAGGUUCUUGACAUUCAGAACAACAGUCUCUCCGGUCAUGUACCGCCUAACAUCUUCAACAUGUCUAGGAUUGUUGAUAUGAGUCUGGGGGACAACAAUCUAACAGGCCAUAUACCUAGCAAUACAAGCUUUAGUCUCCCCAUGUUGCAAAAUUUAGAUCUCUAUGAGACCAAAUUCCAGGGUCAAAUUCCAUUGGGACUUGCAUCAUGCCAGCACCUUCAGAUGCUUAUCAUUGCUGGAAAUCUAUUCGUGGAUGUGGUACCGUCAUGGCUGGCUAAGCUGCCACAGCUUAGGCAGAUUUCAAUGGGUGGCAAUCACCUCGUUGGCCCAAUCCCUCCUGUGCUUGGUAACCUCACCAUGCUCACCCUACUUGACAUCGCAUACUCCAACCUAAGCGGAGAUAUUCCUGUGGAAUUGGGAAAACUGAGACAACUCGCUUUUCUGCACCUUUCCAACAAUCAACUAACAGGUCCCUUCCCAGCUUUUCUUGGCAACUUGUCGGGAAUGUCUCGCAUAAAUUUGCAUUCCAAUCGGCUGACUGGAUCAGUGCCAUCAACACUUGGAAACAACAUACCUCUUGUGUAUCUUGAUAUUCGAGAUAAUCAUGUUCAUGGGGAUCUUAGUUUCUUGGCCAGCCUAUGCAAUUGUCGGCAACUUCAAACCCUUGCCAUAUCAAAUAAUCCUUUCUCUGGGACUAUCCCCAGCUAUUUUGGUAACCUCUCGACUAACCUACUGGCAAUUGAAGCAAAUAGCAACCAUUUGGUUGGUAGGCUUCCAGCAACAUUAUCAAAUCUUACUGGUCUUCGUCUGAUAAGCUUUUCGGACAACAAUCUUACCAAAGAAAUACCAGCAUCCAUUUCUACAUUGGAAAAUCUACAGGCACUUGAUCUCUCUGGGAAUAGAAUGAUUGGCUCAAUCCCUGUACAAUUUGGUAUGCUGAGAAGUAUUGUAGAGUUAUUCCUCCAGGACAAUAGAUUAUCUGGCUCCAUACCGGAUGCCUUGAGCAACCUCACCAUGUUAGAGUACACUUCAUUAUCUUAUAACCAUUUAUCUUCGACCAUCCCAUCAAGCUUGUUUUAUCAUAGUAACCUUGUCGGGCUAGAUCUGUCACACAACUCUCUAACCGGUACAUUACCUUCUGAUCUUGGACGUAUGCAAAGCAUGGACCGGAUAGAUCUUUCUAGUAACCUCUUGGCUGGUGGCCUCCCAAGUUCAUUUGGACAGGUUGCCAUGUUAUUAACCUACCUAAAUCUUUCACACAACUUAUUCAAGGAUUCAGUCCCAGACUCUUUCGGACGCUUAACCAACUUAGCAACAUUGGACCUAUCGUCGAACAAUCUUUCAGGAACAAUACCAAACUACCUCGCCAGCUUUACCUACCUUUCUUAUCUGAACCUCUCCUUUAAUAGGUUAGAAGGACAAAUACCAAAUGGAGGUGCUUUCUCAAACCUCACCUUGCAAUCUUUGAUGGGGAAUGUUGGGCUAUGUGGUGCUCCUCGUCUAGGGCUGUCGCCGUGUCUACACAAGUCUGACCAGACUUAUGGUCGACACAUAAUCAAGUUUAUACUCCCAAUUCUCGUCAUUGGAGCUGGUGCAUUUGCAUCUCUUUUGUACCUAAUGAUCAAAAGGAAAAAUAAGAAGCAAUCAUAUGUUUCGACUUCAACUGGCAUGAUUGACCUGAUCGGCCAUAGGUUAGUACCCUAUCAUGAGAUUGCUCGUGCCACUGAAAAUUUCAAUGAGGACAACCUACUUGGAACUGGAAGUUUUGGCAAAGUUUUCAAGGGUCAACUAGAUGAUGGUUUGGUGGUCGCAAUAAAAGUUCUCAAUAUGCAAGUCGAGCAGGCCGUGAGGAGCUUUGAUGCUGAAUGUCAAGUGUUACGGAUGGCUCGACAUCGCAACUUGAUAAGGAUAUUGAAUACAUGUUCCAAUCUGGAGUUCAGGGCACUGCUGCUUCAGUACAUGCCCAAUGGUAGUUUGGAGAUACACUUGCAUACCAAAAAUGGGGAACCACUUGGAUUCAUCGAGAGAUUGGACAUUAUGCUUGGCGUGUCGGAGGCAAUGGAGUACCUGCACCAUCAGCAUUUCCAAGUAGUCCUACACUGCGACCUGAAGCCUAGCAAUAUAUUGUUCGAUGAUGACAUGACGGCGCAUGUUGCCGACUUUGGAAUUGCAAAGUUACUUUUAUGUGAUGACAACUCCAUGGUUUCAGCAAGUAUGCCAGGGACAAUUGGGUACAUGGCCCCAGAGCUUGCAUUCAUGGGACAUGCAUCACGGAAGACCGACGUGUUCAGCUUUGGGAUCAUGCUUCUUGAAGUCUUCACGGGGAAGAGGCCAACGGAUCCCAUGUUUGUCGGAGAAUCCAGCCUUAGGCAAUGGGUUUCGCAAGCAUUUCCAGCAAAGCUCGUUGGUGUUAUGGAUGAGAAGCUACAGCAGGAUGAUGUAAUGAACCUUGUCUUUCAUCACCAAACACUGAGUACUUCGUCAUCAUCAUCCUCCAUUGCCUGCAAUAGAAACUUUCUCGUGUCGAUAUUCGAGCUGGGUCUAGAGUGUUCUGGCGACUCUCCCGGCCAGAGGGCGAGCAUGAGCGACGUGGUCAUGAGGCUGAAGAACAUAAAGACGGAUUACUCUGCUUCCAUUGCAGCAACUCAAAGGGCGCAACAACGUUGAUGAGAUAAUAUCAUGUUUUAGUGCAUGUAUGUAGUGCAUAAUUUCUCCUUAUUGUGUUGUUGCAUCAAGGAGGUUUCACGGGGAGUAUGACUAUCUAAUCGUAAUCAUUGAUGCGUUGUUGCACUAA